Molecule: messenger RNA, 804 nt
Organism: Corticium candelabrum
Lineage: Eukaryota; Metazoa; Porifera; Homoscleromorpha; Homosclerophorida; Plakinidae
Product: fucolectin-like
Exons: 6
Coding region: 1-804 (267 amino acids)
Source: RefSeq, a predicted model, not a curated record
AUGCUAGCGAGUCAUGGGAUCGCAAGUCUUGCAGUAGACGGCAAUCGUAACUCCAGUUACUUUCAAAGAUCGUGUACACAUACUAAGAAACAGAACGAUCCGUGGUGGUACGUUGAUUUGCAACGGCUACGAGUCGUACAGAAAGUUCUUGUCACAAAUCGUAAAGAUUGCUGUGUGAACCGUCUUGAUGGCAUGGAAGUGUGGAUUGGUAUCGACAAUAUCCCGACAUUUACUAAUGCUCUCAAUACAAGAUGUGGAGUUAUAUCAACAGUCGGAGGCGGAGAAACUGUGACAGUCAAUUGCUCAGCAAACACUGUGGGCCAGUAUGUGAUCAUUCGCAUUCCAGGAAGGAACAAGACACUAACUUUAUGUGAAGUUGAAGUGUAUGAAGCAUGCACUCGUCAACCUAGAUGUGUAAACAGCGGAUGUAAGCGUGGUAAGAAUGCUAAUGUUGCUCUUGGAAGACCUACUCGUCAGUCAAGUAAUUUCAACUCAAUUUCCAUUUCAGCCAAAGCUGUUGACGGUGGUUUCGGAACUAAUAUUAUCUACUGCAUUCACACGCAAAUGCAAACAGAUCCGUGGUGGUAUGUGGAUCUUGGCUGUGAAAGAACAGUUGCCAAGGUGACAGUCACUAACCGCGGAGAUUGCUGUGGAGAACGUCUGAACGGGUUCAAGAUAGCUGUGGGAAAUGACAUAACGUUUGGAGGAACGAGGAAUGCUCCAUGUGGCAUUGGAUACAGUGUAAGCGUUUUUAGGCGUGUUGAAAGCAAAUUGACAAGGAAACAGACAUCAACAGUUAAUUAG